AUGGCUAGUCAAGAGUAUUGGUUGAUUUCUGCACCAGGUGACAAAACCUGCCAGCAAACAUGGGACAAGCUACAAGCUGCAACUUCAAAGAUAGAAAAGCCACUAUCGAUCAACUCCAAGUACCAGCUGCCAGAUUUGAAGGUCGGUACUCUAGAUACUUUGGUUGGAUUAUCCGAUGACCUAGUCAAAGUGGAUGGAUAUGUCGAAGGUGUAACGAGAAAACUUACUCAAUAUAUGGCUGACAUCUUGGAAGAACAAAAGGAUAAACUUCCAGAAAAUAUGAAAGUUUCUGGACAUGAUUUACAAACGUACAUGUCCAAAUGGCAAUGGGAUCAUGCUAAGUAUCCCGUUAAGCAACAUUUAAGGAGUAUCCAAGUUACAAACAUUGAUGCAGAUCUUAAAGUUAAAUCCCAGGCGUAUAAUGCCAUUAAGAAUACCCUGCAGUCAUUAGAGCGCAAACAAGCGGGUAGUUUAUUAUCCCGUGAUCUAAGUGACUUGGUGAAAAAGGAGGAUUUUGUCUUGAAUUCGGAAUAUUUAUCAACCCUGUUGGUUAUUGUCUCUAAGUCUUCCGUCAAUGAUUGGACUAAUAAUUACGAAAAGUUAUGCGAUAUGAUCGUUCCACGAUCUUCAAAAAAAAUCUACGAAGACAACGAGCAUGCCCUUUUUAGCGUCACUCUCUUUAAUAAAGUUAUCGAUGAAUUUAAGCAUCACGCUCGUGAUAACAGGUUUAUAGUACGUGAUUUUAAAUAUAAUGAAGCAGAAGUUCAAGCCGGCAAGAGCGAAAUUACCCGAUUAGAAGCCGAUAAGAAAAAACAAUUCGGACCCUUAAUGCGUUGGCUGAAAACCAACUUUGGUGAAUGUGUUAUUGCCUUUGUUCACAUCAAAGUAUUACGGCUAUUUGUUGAAUCUGUUUUAAGAUAUGGACUUCCAGUAAACUUUCAAGCCGCUUUACUUCUGCCCACUAAGAAAAGUAGUAAGAGGUUAAGGGAGGCCUUGAUGAAUUUGUAUCGUCAUUUAGAUAGCACCGCGAAUACUAAUCUUGAUAUUGGAUUUGAGAUCCCAGGAGUCACCACUCAGCAAGGAGAUUAUUAUCCUUAUGUAUACUUUCCCGUUAAUGUUGAUUUCAGUGUUGCUAACUGA
Messenger RNA from Trichoplax adhaerens, 1140 nucleotides. RefSeq lists its product as uncharacterized. Lineage: Eukaryota; Metazoa; Placozoa; Uniplacotomia; Trichoplacea; Trichoplacidae. Gene Ontology annotation, cellular component: lysosomal membrane; vacuolar proton-transporting V-type ATPase, V1 domain. Gene Ontology annotation, molecular function: proton-transporting ATPase activity, rotational mechanism. Bases 1 to 1140 code for a protein of 379 amino acids. The record is from RefSeq and is a predicted model, not a curated record. Gene Ontology annotation, biological process: proton transmembrane transport. The transcript is spliced from 14 exons.